Molecule: messenger RNA, 7801 nt
Organism: Micropterus salmoides (largemouth bass)
Lineage: Eukaryota; Metazoa; Chordata; Actinopteri; Centrarchiformes; Centrarchidae
Product: diacylglycerol kinase zeta-like
Exons: 36
Coding region: 436-4236 (1266 amino acids)
Biological process (GO): regulation of synaptic transmission, glutamatergic; lipid phosphorylation; diacylglycerol metabolic process
Cellular component (GO): nucleus
Molecular function (GO): protein binding; ATP-dependent diacylglycerol kinase activity
Source: RefSeq, a predicted model, not a curated record
GGCCACACCCCCUCUAUCUCUCUCUCUCUUACUUUCUUUCAUCACACUGGCGGUCUCUCUCACCCCUCCCUCUCUCUUUCUCUCUCUGCUCUCCCGUCACUGUACAGCCGGAUUUAGUGAAAGUAGUCGGCAGAUAGACAGAUGAGAAAGAGAAGCGGAAGCAUGGAUGGAUAGUUUUCUCCUCUUUUUCCAGCAGCUCUAAAGGAAGAUUGGAGAGCGGGAGAGGAGCUGGACUAUGAUCUUAUUCUGGUUUUUUAUUGAUACCAUCUCCCGUCGCAUGGAUAUUAAAACAUCAUGUAAACCAGUAUCUGACCUGAAACCCGUAGCUUGGUGUCAGAGAAGACAGGGAAAAUGUGCUAUGUUCUUCACCCAUGUCUUAUCAGAUGCCACAGAUAAUUGUUAGCACCUUCCAUUUGGCACUGUACGAGUAACGGGAUGGAUUUGUUCUUCCAACGCCAUUUCUGCCGCCGCCAAAAGAGACAGAAGCAUCCUGCUGCAGUGCAUCAGUCGGGUCCUGCUGUUCAGAGCAGUAAAGCCAGGAGGCGCUCUAGUGUCGGUCUGCCCUCAGUAGCAUUAUUACAGUCCAGACGCUCCUCCGUUGGUUUACCUCCAGUACCUGACCAACGUAGGCGCCCCAGUAUUGGCUUACUGGUGGCCAGUGGACAGAAGCGACAGUCAAUUAUAGAGCUAGGAUUAACAAACUCAGUGGGAGAGUCUGGAAGAGGAGGUGAGAGAGCAGAUAUAGCCAUCAAGAGAGGAAGAAGGGGAUCUCCAUAUAAACCUCACCAUGCUCAUGGAGCUCCUGGCACCGCCCCCUGCAUACACCGCGGGCUGGCGGUGCGAUACCGCCGUCCUUCUAAAGUAAAAUCCAUUGAACCUCAUUUACUUGGAUCCUCCAUGUUACUCGCGAGUGUAGUCCAGAUGGGCAGAGGAGGUAAAGAGAAGGAAGAGGAUGAACCUGAUGGCUCCCUGUGUUCCUACUCUGAGUCAGAUGGAGAGGAAGCGAGUGAUGAAGACGUGGAGAACAGAACAAAAAAUGCAACAGCUCAGAUGCACUUAACCCAGGCGGUCGUUCUGGAAAACAUCGCACACCGCCCCUUGCUCCGCCCUCCUCGCUGUCUGAGACGAAACUCCUCCCACCUCCUUCCAGCAGACUCUGUGUUUCGGAGCAGUGAAUCAGGUUACGGAGUAUUUGGUCGAUAUAAUCGACGAAGGUCAGGUCAAGGUCACUGUGCUUUAAUUAAUCCAAUCCAGACUUCCACGACCAGCCCCAGUCUGAGCUCUGAGCCUGACACAGAUGUGGCCUCAACUGGGUCUACGAUCCAUAAAAGCUUUUCAUCACCACUGGGGGGACCAGAGGGAAGCAUGUACUAUGAUCCUUAUCUGGAAACAUGGGAGAACUUCCUGUCGAAAGCGAUAGCUAAGUCUGGCCUGAACGAUCUGCCCAGUCAGCCCAGUACAUCAUCUCUGACCAGGACUGACCCAGAAGCAAACAUCUGCAGUACUGUGGAUUGGACUGAGGCAGCUGUGUAUGGAGAUCAUAUCUGGUUUGAGACCAAUGUGUCUGGAGACUACUGCUAUGUGGGAGAACAACACUGUAUUGCCAGAGCGCUGCAAAGGUCUGCCAGUCGAAGGAAGUGUGCUGCCUGUAAGAUAGUUGCCCACACCAUGUGCAUAGAACAACUGGAAAAGUUUCCCAGCUCUAGAGCCAUUCUGUUGGAUUCCACCCUGCCACUCAGUGACCCCAACUUUAGAAUUAACUUCAGGUGUAAACCAUCGUUCAGAGAAUCAGCCUCUAGGAACAUUCGAGAGCCCAUUGUGGCACGUCAUCACUGGGUGCAUCGGAGACGGCAAGAAGGCAAAUGUAAACAAUGUGGGAAGGGUUUCCAGCAGAAGUUUUCUUUCCACAGUAAAGAGAUUGUGGCCAUCAGCUGCUCCUGGUGCAAACAGGCUUAUCACAACAAGGUGUCCUGCUUCAUGCUGCAGCAAAUUGAGGAGGCUUGUCCAAUUGGCGCUCACGCUGCCCUUAUAGUUCCACCCACAUGGAUCAUUCGGGUUCGACGCCAUCAGUCGUCAAUGAAGUCGAGUAAGAAGAAGAAGAGAACAUCGUUCAAGAGGAAAAGCAGCAAGAAAGGAGUAGAGGAAGGACGACAGUGGAAGCCAUUUAUAAUCCGACCCAUCCCUUCACCACUGAUGAAACCACUGCUGGUGUUUGUCAAUCCCAAGAGUGGAGGAAACCAGGGCACUAAGAUCCUGCAGUCCUUCAUGUGGUAUCUGAACCCCAGACAGGUGUUUGACCUGAACCAAGGAGGACCAAAGGAAGGCCUGGAGCUGUAUCGUAAAGUCCACAACCUGAGGAUCCUGGCCUGUGGGGGGGACGGCACUGUGGGCUGGAUCCUGUCUUGUCUUGAUGAACUGGCAUUAAACCCUCACCCUCCUGUUGCUGUGUUACCACUUGGAACAGGAAAUGAUCUCGCCAGGACCCUCAACUGGGGAGGGGGCUACACAGACGAACCUCUGUCUAAGAUCCUGUCCCAUGUGGAGGAUGGAGCGGUUGUCCAGCUAGACAGAUGGAAUCUACAGGUUGAACCAAACCAAAGCGCAGUGGCUGAAGCGGAAGAACAAAUAACUGAUAAGCUUCCUCUAGAUGUUUUCAACAAUUACUUCAGUCUUGGAUUUGAUGCCCAUGUGACUCUGGAGUUCCACGAGUCAAGAGAGGCCAACCCAGAGAAGUUCAACAGUCGUUUCAGGAAUAAGAUGUUCUAUGCUGGGACAGCAUUCUCCGAUUUCCUGAUGCGAAGCUCCAAAGACCUGUCUAAGCACAUCAAAGUGGUGUGCGACGGGACAGAUAUAACAUCCAAGGUCCAGGACUUGAAGCUGCAGUGUCUGGUCUUCCUCAACAUCCCCAGGUACUGUGCAGGCACUACACCUUGGGGAAACCCCAGUGAGCAUCGCGACUUUGAACCUCAACGCCACGAUGAUGGAUACAUCGAGGUCAUUGGAUUCACUAUGACUUCACUGGCUACUCUGCAGGUUGGAGGUCAUGGCGAAAGGUUGAACCAGUGCAGAGAAGUCACCCUCACCACUACGAAACCUCUUCCUGUACAGGUGGAUGGUGAACCAUGCAGACUUGCUCCCUCUGUCAUCCGCAUCAGCCUCAGAAACCAGGCAAACAUGGUUCAGAAAACCAAACGACGGACCUCGAUACCACACCUCAAUGAUCAGCAGCCAGUGCCAGACAAGCUGAGGAUCAGGGUCAACAGGAUCAGUAUGGCUGACUAUGAGGCUCUGCACUAUGACAAAGAGAAACUACGACAAGCAUCCAUUCCUAUGGGACUGAUCGUGGUUCACGGUGACAGCGACUUAGAAACCUGCAGAGAACACAUCCAGCGUUUGCAGGAGGAGGAGGCAGCCAAGCCGCAGAUUCUUUCCUCGCAGAGAUUAUCUCCAAAGUGGUGUUUCCUUGACUCCACAACAGCAGAUCGUUUCUACAGGAUAGACAGAGCACAGGAACAUCUCAACUACGUAUCAGAAAUCUCCCAGGAAGAGAUCUUCAUCCUGGACCCUGAACUGGUUAUUAUGACGACAGUAGGCACCUCCUCCUCAGACAUGCCUGACCUGGUUAACCCUGCAUCCAGCCUGGAAGACAGCAGUGAUUUUUCCCAGAGGCAGCGAGUGAACAGUGACAGCUCUGCUGCUGACGCGUUAACACACACACCUGUGGCCAGCAAACUCAGCAGGGCGGGUUGCAUCCAUCGUUCCAACACCACUGCGGCUGAUUUUAAACCAAGACUGAGACAGGAAAAGGAGAGAGAAAAAGAGAUGUUGAUCGAGUGUGUGAAGAACAAGGAUUUGAAGAAGGUGCAGGAGCUGCACCUGAAGGGAGCAGACCUCACAACGCUGGACUCAUCAGGCUGCAGUUUACUGCACCAUGCUGUCAGUGCGGGAAGCAAAGAGAUGGUCCGCUACAUCCUGGACAGUGCUCCAAGUGACCUGCUUGAUGUCACAGAAAAGCUACAUGGGGAGACGGCCCUUCAUCGAGCUGCAUCUCUGUGUCAGAGGACCAUAUGUCAUUAUCUGGUAGAAGCAGGAGCCUCGCUGAUGAAAACAGACCUACAGGGUGAAACUCCUAAGAACAGGGCGGAGAAGGCUAAUGAUUCUGAACUGGCGGCGUAUCUGGAGAACAGACAGCAUUACCAGAUGAUACAGAGAGAGGACCAGGAAACAGCUGUUUGAAAGGGUUCAACUCUUUAUGAACAGGAUGUGGAUGAAGAAACUGCUGUCUUCUUCCUUAUCUUCAUUAGAGUGACAGUAGCUCAUUUAGGGCCGUGUGAUAGGAGGACUGGUUCGCAGAUUCCAGUUUGCUGCUGACCUUCCUUGAAAGCUCAGAGUGCAGACUAAGAGUGAAGCUUUGCCACAGCUGAUCUCAAGAUGCAUUAAAUAAUGAUUAUGGCUGUGAUUACAAUGAUGGUUACACUGAGGGUUGAAGCUUUUGUUAAUGAGGUGAAGAUAUACAGUGAGAUUAAAAGAGAUCCAUGAAGUCAUUCCUUUUCAUUUUGAGUAGCUCAAAAAUAAAAAAUGUUCUGAGGCCAAGACAAUAGAAAUCACUUUGGGGUUAUCAGGAUGUUGUUACUGACUUUGAAUAGCAUUCAUCAAAACGCUUUCGUAUCAAACUAUUUCAAAAGGACUCAUUUGGCACUAAAAGCGAUCAUUUAUCAUAAAUUAGUGAUAAUGUAAUGUUUUCCGGGGUCAGAUUGUCUUAGUAUCAGAAUGUUGUUGUUGAAGAAUCUCAGGACAUUUAUUUUAUAAAAAUCAAAGACUAAAACUGUAAAGCCAAGUUAGAGUAGUUUUAUUUAGAUGCUGCAAUGUGCAUUACACGCCUUAUCAAAAUGUAAGAACUGAAGGGGUACGAUGAAUUAUGAAAAUAUCUCGUGUGUGCAGUGUUGACAUUUUGGACUGAAGAUGGCACUAGAUGAACGGGGGAACCCCUGGAGAGAAAAACGGUCUCUCCCAAGAAAAAAAGAAGCAAAUGGUCAAGGGAUCAAAACCAUUAGGAGACCUCCUCUUGGGACCAUGAAUAUCUUUAGCUAAUUUAAUGUAAAUCAGACCAUUAGCUUAUAAUUUGCACUGCACCAAAGGUUGAAAAUGUAUGACAGAAUGGUGUUAAGGUCAGUGGAUCUUGAAGUAUUGAUGAAUGGCAGUAUCAGGUUUCAUGGCAAUCUAGUAGAUAUCAAGAGAUCUUUUUUGGAUAGUGUUGGACAGACCUAACUAUGCUACUACUCCAUCCAUGAGUCCUGAAUAGUUACUGCCCUGUUUGUUGGAGUGAAGCUCUGUGAUUAUUUCACAGACCAUAAAUGCCAUCUUAAGUUAUGUUGUGAACCUGCUUUACUCUAAAAUGUUUUGAUAGGUCUUACCUCACCCAAAUGACUUUAUCAAUAUAUUGUAUUUUCCCGAUUUAUAUCAACAUAUUCUAGAUUUUAUGAAUAUUUAUGUUUGCAAAAUAAUCCAAAAGUGGGAAUUUUCUGGUGCCUGUACUAGGAUUGAAUGUCUUAAGUGAAUUUCUGGACUGAGAUUACUCCUCAGUCCAUUUUAAGCAUCCAUCAUGUUUCAAUCAAAUUAGAUCAUGAUACACGCAGUGUACUUACACCCAAGAAAACAAAUGUUCAUAUUUUCAGGUUGUUUAAGUCAAGAAAAAAUAAGUCUCAAGUUAUGUCUGAUUAUUAUAUUUAGUUGUGCCAAAUUUGAAAGUUUGUUUACAUUUAGAGAUAUCAAGCAUGCAAAUAAUUAUAGAGCUAAAUAGCAACAACCUAAAUCCCACAUUUUCUCUCCACUCACUGACUGUUUUGAAACUGUAAUGUGAACUGUGUUGAGUUCAACAUCAACGCUGAGCUAUAAGGGACAUUUAGAUUUUAGGGGCACUUACAGACAGUCACGUGCAUUUGUUAGGAUUACAUUACUUAGCAAAAACUAGCAAGUCGACAACUUUGCUAACACCGGGAAACAUCAAGCAAGUGCGACAACACAAGACACAGCAAGCCAGCUAAUAAGUUAUGUCUUACUCAUCCAACAGCAAGGACACCAGCUCGGCAUCUGUUCUGCGUCCUCUCAGCUCUUUUAUCACUCAGAGUAAAAGCCAGUCCGAUAUUUACUCUGGUCCGGUGUCAUGCUCGUUCACUUUUUCUCUUCCUCGCUUCCUCCGACGUCGUCUUUGGUCUCCUCACACCCUCUGCCAUGAUGUCCAUACUGAGAAUACCGAGCUAUCUUCUUCCAAAGAACAUACAUUGUACAUACUUUUUGCUUCUUCUUAUAGCUCACUUGCUGAAGAGUCGGGUUGGUGCAUUAAAGUAUUACGACACAGUCGAGAAGGGUUUCGUGCACGGGAUUCCAAUGCUACAUAGUAGCACUAACUGGCGCCCUGGCCCAAAGUGACAAAGACAGAGACACCAUUCAUCCUAUUACAAGUCAGUGUAAAAAGUGUUGCUUUAAAGUCAAACCUCCCUUUUAAUAUCUGUCAUCAUUUAUUCCUUUGAAAUUGAAUGUGGAAUUUAAAAAAAAAAGACACAACCUCCAAUCCAGAUGUAAAAAAAAGUGUAGCCCUAAUAGUCAGACUAACAUUAGACAAUGACUGCAUUUAAAUAGACACAGGUGUGUUUAUACCUGUAAACAUCACACACUUUCAGACACCAGGGUAAAUUAUGAUCUUUACUGUAAUGCCCAGCAGGAAACCAGUCACCACUCAUUACAUGACCAUGGUUUUUUGUAAAGCUGUUUCACACACAACCCCACACAAAGCUUACUGUAGUAUAGCUACAUGUGAUUUUGUAAGUCUUCUGCAGCUUUGCCUCAGUCUUUAAUUAAGGUUUUGCCGUCUUUCUGCUAAUAAUCGCAGGUCUGAAAUUGACUUGCUGGAGAUACAUAUUUCAGAAAUGUCUUUCAUCUCGCCCAUUGUCUCCUGGGAUUGGCUCCAGCCCGUGAUCUUCCAAGGAUAACUGGGUAUAACAAAUGGAUAGAUGGGUAGAUGGAUGUUUUUUCAUUUGCAUUGCCACACGACUGGCAGACAAUUUUUGAUGACAUAACUGAUUUACACAAGUUUUGUGUAGAGCUGUGAAAAUAACCAUCUCAUCACUAAACAAGGGAUCUAGUUCAUUUCCAGUGCAAAUGUUUUGUCCUGCGGGGCAACAAGAAUACACAGAGAUUUGAACUAGGAGGACCUUGAACCAGCUGGACCUUCAGACCUUUGCUCUGUAUUUGGACUCCUAGAUUUUGCAAACUGAAGAUUUGCAAAUGAUGAAAGGCACUGUGCAGCAAGUGAACUAACCUCCAACCUAUUUCAAUCAUAGUUGAAGAAAAAAAAAUGUUUCUGUGCACCAGGAUUUUUGAGGGUUUAUUAUUUUUAAACUAAACUAACUAAACUUUGUACAGUAAAUUAUUGGAAUACUCUCAGACUUUGAAUCAGCAAAGCGGCUGCUGAAAUAAUUGGCAAACCAAAAACACGAGCCUCAAACUAGCCUCACUGAUUUUUAGAUUUUAUUUUGCCUGUGAAUUUUAGCAUUUGGGAUGUGUUGGUGUCUUCAGAUUAGCUUUGCAUUGACAAACCUGUGUGUACUGCAUCGCAAGGGUGUAUAGCAGGUUAGAUCUUUUUUUUAAUUACAUCUGUGGCCAAUCUAGGCUUUACUCUCUCAUGUGUUAAUUUCUUUUAUCUGUCUUUCUACUUCUGCAUUUGUUUUGAAGUUCUUUGAUAUUUGUACAAUUUGUUUUUGAGAUAAAUGUGAAGAUAAUAAAGCAGUAAAUCUGAGAAUGA